AUGGCUUAUCUCAGUCUGCUCGCGGAAACGCCCUCAGCGGUUGAACCAAGCAUCUUCCCCCGCGACGACGACACGGACGACGCCGAACUCUACCCAGAAGAACGCCAGAACGUCAAGUUCAUUUCAAACUACUACUUCCUCAUCAUCAUCCUCGCAGUCCUCAUCCUCGUCGCAAUAUGGCUCAUCCACCGCCGCAAAGGACUGGACGAGCGUGGGGAGGCGCCGCCACCGUAUCAGCCAAAGUCGGAGGUAUCUUCUACGACUAUCGCUAUACCGCUUCGGAUUCUACCAGCAGACGGGAGCGAGCGAUCAUUGCCGCCGCAGUAUAAAGCGCUGCCAUAA
Messenger RNA from Alternaria arbusti, 342 nucleotides. RefSeq lists its product as uncharacterized. NCBI's taxonomy places the organism in Eukaryota, Fungi, Ascomycota, Dothideomycetes, Pleosporales, Pleosporaceae. The record is from RefSeq and is a predicted model, not a curated record. Bases 1 to 342 code for a protein of 113 amino acids. The transcript has 2 exons.